Messenger RNA from Paramecium tetraurelia, 1551 nucleotides. RefSeq lists its product as uncharacterized. Gene Ontology annotation, molecular function: protein kinase activity; ATP binding. The transcript has a single exon. The record is from RefSeq and is a predicted model, not a curated record. NCBI's taxonomy places the organism in Eukaryota, Ciliophora, Oligohymenophorea, Peniculida, Parameciidae. Gene Ontology annotation, biological process: protein phosphorylation.
AUGGGGCAGUAACAAUCUACAGGAUAUGACUUAUCAUAAUAUUAAUAUGUUGAUGAAGUCGUAGAUCCAAUUUAUGGAGAAGGCAAGCUAUUCCAAAAGCAUGAGACAGGAGAGAUCAUUUGUCUUAUCGAAAAAAUGAUCUAAGAGGAAACUAAAACCUAAGAAAUGUCACUUAAGUUGGAUCAUCCAAAUCUAUUAAAGAUUUAUCAUUAAUAAGUAAGUGUGAUGAAAGAAUUGUGCUCCUCUAUUAAUAAAUUAACUAUUGUUUAUGAAUUUACGAGUCUAAAUUUAAUUACUAACAUCAAUCAUAGAAGAACCAAGAACAUUCCAUUUACUUAAUAACAAUUAUGGGGUCUUUUGCAUCAAUCUUUGAGUGCCCUAAAUUACCUUAAAUAAUUUGACAUCUACCCUAUGGAUUUGAAACAAAUGAUGAUUUCUAGUUAAGGUUCUAUUAAAUUUCAUUCAAUUUAAUCUAAAUAAUUGAGUAAUUACAAAAAAUUGCUUUACAAUUUAACAGAUGAUAUCCACAUUUCCCCUGAGGAAUUAGUCUGUUUAAAGAGAAGAGACACCAUACUAAAUUUAGAUUAUGAAAAGUGUGAAUUGUUUCAAAUAGGCUUAACAUGUUUGUAUGCUGCUUCCUUAGUCGAAACUAAUGAUAUUUUUGAUCUAAAAACAUUUUCCUAUUCAUAGAGUAAGAUUCAGUAGAGAAUCCAAUCACUUAAAUACUCAAUAGAUUUCAAGAGCAUAUUAAAUCAGUUGUUGCAUCAAGAUCCCUAAAAUCGAGGUACAUUCUACACUUGGUUAAAUUAAUUGGCAUAAAUAGAUGCUGAAAAUAACAUGUUAUUAUUGUAAACUUAGGAUCAAUCCAAUAAUCUUAAGAUUAAUAAGUAGGUUAAUUAAUUUUUAGAUUAUCAAAUAGAAUAUAUGCCUCAAAAUCUUCCUUAAAGAAUUCCUGAACCUGUUCAAUCGCAAUACUUAAUUUCAUUAUAGUCAAAUCUACCAGCUUCAAACCUUCCUCAAAGAACUGUACCACAAAAACCUUUUCACAUAGUUACUCCUGAUUAAUCUAGAAUUUCUAAAGAUAUUAAGAGAUCACAAUUAUCUCUUCAACACCCACAUGACAAUAAUAAAAGUGAAUAACAAUUGUACCAGGAUUCAGGACAAACAGUUUAAACUUAGAAUGAUGAAAACUUUGACAAUGAUUAAUUCAAAUAGCAACAACCAUAACAGCAAUUAGAUUCAAAUUAUUUUUCUAACUUACCAGCAAAUAAUAACCUUGUUAAGAAUUCACAAUACCCUAUUCAAAUGCCAACUUUUUCCUCUAACAUUUAAUAGCAACAACCCCAAAAUGCUUUUAAUGUAUUGAAAUAGAAUAAUUAAUAUUCCUAAUAAUUAUAAGCUCAGAAACAAUCGUAGAUGUCAUAACAUAGUAACAAAAGUCAGAGAGAAGAGAGGAUUGAGCAGGCAGUUAAAUCAUCCAAAAUGGCACUGCAACAAUUUGAAUUUGCUCUAUAAUCGGCAUCAAAGGGACAGCCUCCUGGUAAUAUAUGA